UUCCCCUGGGUAUGACAGCUUGCAGCAAAACAUCCCAGUUUCACAAAGGAUCCCAGCUUACCAAAGCCUCUGUUUCUGUCUGUUUCCUGUCGUCGCUUCCCCAGUUAAAAUGAAGCACAUCAAUUUGUCCUUUGCCGCCUGUGGGUUCCUGGGCAUCUACCACUUGGGGGCAGCGUCUGCCCUCUGCAAGCACGGCAGGAAGCUGCUGAAGGACGUGAAGGCCUUCGCGGGCGCCUCCGCGGGCUCCUUGGUGGCCACGGUCCUGCUCACGGCACCGCAGAAAUUAGAGGAAUGUAAAGCGUUCACCUACACGUUGGCCGAAGAAAUCCGCGGGCAGUCCUUCGGGACCGUGACUCCCGGCUACGACUUCAUGGCCCGACUCAGGUGUGGGAUGGAGACCAUCCUCCCCGCCAACGCCCACCAGCUGGCCCACCGCCGCCUGCACGUGUCCAUCACCAACACCAGCACCAGGCAGAACUACUUGGUGUCCAGCUUCAGCUCCCGGGAGGACCUCAUCAAGGUGCUGCUGGCCAGCAGUUUUGUGCCCAUCUACGCGGGACUGAAACCGGUGGAGUACAAAGGGCAGAAGUGGGUGGACGGUGGCCUCACCGACAGCCUGCCCAUCCUGCCCGUGGGCCGAACAGUGACCGUCUCCCCCUUCAGCGGACGCCUGGACAUCUCCCCACGGGACAAGGGGCAGCUGGACGUGUACAUGAACAUCUCCAACCAGGACCUCGUGCUCUCCCUGGCGAACCUGGUGAGGCUGAACCAAGCCCUGUUCCCGCCCAGCCAGAAGGGGAUGCGGUCGCUGUUCCGCCGCGGCUUCCAGGACGCCGUGCUCUUCCUGCACAGAGAAAACUGGUUCGAGGAGGACGAGGAGAACCGCUGACGGCCUCGCGGGCAGCUGUCCGUGGAGGCUGCGAAUUAAACCUUUGUCUUUCUUUUUUCCCCCCUCUAAACCUUGCGCGACUCCGCUGCUUCUUUUCUUCCCCCACUUGUUCCCGCGCUGCUGGUAACUGGGUUUGAUCCCGAGUCUCUGCGUCUCUGUCUGCCCUGUCUGUGUGGGCGCCUGUGGACAUUUGCCUGUGGAUGGAGUCCUCUGUCUCUGUGGGUCAUCAGCUCGGUCUACAUCUGUCCCUGCCCGAAGCUGCGACUGUCCCCAUCCACAGGUCUAUGUCAUCCGUCCACCCUGUCUCCGUGGUUAUGGCACAUCUUGACGUUUUCAUCCUCAUGUGUCCUGUCAAUCACCAUCACUUGUCACUUCUCAUCCCGUUGAUCUUCAAUUUGCUUGAGUGGGCGCCAGUAACGUCUCUAUUUGUCCCUGUCACGUGCGAGUGUAGCCCAAUGGUAUCUGCUUGCUCCAGCAAUAGGAAGAGCCUCAAAGCAUUCAUUCAGGGUUUUGACGAAGAAGUCUGACCAUCUCACUGGUGGGCGGCCACGUGGUCUUCUGACGUCCCGUGAAAUCCAGUCAGUAACAGCUCUAGCCCAGUGGUCGUCUCUGAAUCGCAACAGUGUCCGGCCCAUCUGAUUUUUGACGCCUUGGCAAACGAGACAGCGUCCCUGAUUCUUGACCGUCAACGGAGGUCGGAACUCCGGAUUCCUUCUUUCACUUGAGUGAGACGUGAUACUCCCAGCAUAGCUCUUUCCAUUCCUCUUUGGGAGACCCGAAUAGCGUUCUCAUCCUGUUUGCUCAGGGCCCAGGUCUCUGAGGCGUAUGUUAGUGCAGGAAGAAUGGUGGAGUCAAAAAGAUGUGCCUGGAGCCGGAGGUUCUUCGUCCUCUUAACCACUUCUUCGACGCUCUUGAAGGCAUUCCACGCUGCUCUCUUCCUCCUGCACAGUUCUGGUGCCAAGUCGUUCCUCAUGUUGAGUUCUCAACCCAGGUACACAUAGCUGCUGCAUUCAGAGAUGUUCAUUCCAUUGAGAGCAAACGGAACGUCAGGGACUAGUUUGCUUUUCAUGAGCGUUGUUCUGGUGAGAUUCAACUGCAGUCCAACCUUUCCACACUCGCAGUCGAAGUUGGCCAGCAUUUGUGCCGCUUGGCUAAUGUUUGGUGUUAUGAGAACGAUGUCAUCAGUGAAGCGGAGGUGGUGUAAUUGCUGACCAUCUAUCUUCACUCCCAUUCCUUCCCAUUCCAGUCAUUGCAUGACAUUCUUGAGGGUGGCACUGAAGAGUUUUGGUGAAAUGGUAUCACCCCGCCGAACCCCUCUCUUUACGUCAAUGAUUGCUUCCUUGUAGAAAGGUGAGAUCCUGGUGGUGAAUCCGAAAUAGAGCUCAAGGAAGAUCUUGAUGUACUGUGUUUGAACGCCCUGUUUGGCUAUGGUUUCGAUGACUGCUUCAGUCUCAACAGAAUCAAAGGCCUUUUUUAAAUCAAUGAACGUUAGACAGAGUGGCAUCUUGAACUGUCACGAAACUUCAAUGAGCUUGGUCACCGUGUGGAUAUGGUCGAUUGUGCUGAAUCCUUUUCGGAACCCGGCUUACUCACCUGGUUGUCCUUAGUCUAGUGUUCUGCCUAUUCUAUUCAGGAUGACUCGAGUGAACAACUUGUAGACGACAGACAGCAGGCAGAUUGGGCAAUCACCGUCAUGGGAUAAAAAUCACCGAUGUUUAUCCCAUGUCACUGUUUGUGUUAUAUCAUGUAUAUGUCAGAUCGAUGUGUUUAUGUGUUUGUGACAGACCAUUUAUAUCUGUGUCCUAUUGAUCACUGUCUGCAUCGAUGUUGACACCGUGUCACCAUCCAUGUGUCCUAUCACUGCGAUUAUGUCACACCUCCAUGCCUGUGUUACGUCUGCCACCAUCUGUAUCUGCGUCAUAUCUGCCACCGUCUCAUCGAUGCUUAUGCCAUGUCACCAUCUCUGUGUCAUGCCAUCUGUUUCAGCUAUAUACUAUGUCAUAUCUGUUUAUGUCGUAUCUGUCACCAUUUAUGACUAUCAUAUCGCCUCUGCGUUUAUGUGGGUGUCAUGCUUGUCACUACCUAUUCUCCAGGCCACUGUCUUCAUCAUCAGUACAUCAGUCCUGUCUGUCACCAUCUAGAUCUAGUCCCGUCCCCAUCUCCAUGUUCAUGUCACAAUAUGUUACCGCUGCACGUUUACAUCAUCUCUGUCAGCAUGCAUGUCUCUGCCAUGCCCGUCACCAUGCAGAGGUCAUAUCUGCCACUCUGUGGUGUCUGUCACCACCCAUAUGUGUAUCUGUGACCUCUCACGUCACACGCUUGUGCAUGUUUCUGUCACCAUCUCCAGGCUAGUAUCAUCUCUCUGCCGUAUCUAAUGUUUCUGUCAUAUCAUAUAUCAUGCCUGUCGCCAUUUUCUCUACAUCUGUAUCCCAUCACCGUCUACAUGUGUAUUGAGGUUUCUGUUCAUACCCAUCACCGUCUCUAUGUUUGUCAUCUGUAUAUUGUGUCGCUCGGUAUCUGUUUGUUGUAUCUGCAUGUUAUGUCAUCCAUAUGUCUAUCUCUGUUGAUGUCAUCCAUAUGUCAUGUGUUUAUAGCACCUGUAUCUGCUUAUGUCAUCUGCAUGCCAUAUGUCUCUGGUUAUGUCAUCCGUAUGCCGUAUCUCUAUGUUUAUGUCAUCUGUAUGUCACAUCUCUAUGUUUAUGUCACCUGUAUAUAUCUGUAUGUUUAUGGCAUCUGUAUGUCAUUUCUCUAUGUUUAUGUCACCUGUAUAUAUCUGUAUGUUUAUGGCAUCUGUAUGUUGCAUCUCUAUGUUUAUGUCACCUUAUGUUGUAUCUCUCUUUAUGUCAUCUGUAUGUCAUAUCUCUAUGUCAUCUGUAUGUAUCUGUAUGUUUAUGGCUUCUAUAUGUGUCUGCGUGCUUAUGUCAUUUGUAUGUCACAUCUCUCUGUUUAUGUCAUUAUGUUGUAUCUCUAUGUUUAUGUCACCUGUGUGUAUCUGUAUGUUUGUGGUAUCUGUAUGUUGUAUCUCUCUUUAUGUCAUCUGUAUGUCGUAUCUCUGUUGAUUUCAUUUGUAUGCCAUAUGUUUGUCAUCUGUUUGUAUCUAUAUGUUUAUGACAUCUGUAUGUUGUAUCUCUCUUGAUGUCAUCUGUACGUUGUAUCUCUGAUGUCAUCUGUAUGUUGUAUCACUGUUGAUGUCAUCCAUAAUUCCAUAUCUGUAUGUUUAUGGCUAUCUGUGUGUAUCUGUAUGUUUAUGGCAUCUGUGUGUAUCUGUAUGUUUAUGGCUAUCUGUGUGUAUCUGUAUGUUUAUGGCUAUCUGUGUGUAUCUGUGUGUUUAUGGCUAUAUGUGUGUAUGUGUAUGUUUAUGGCAUCUGUGUGUAUCUGUGUGUUUAUGGCAUCUGUAUGUUGCAUCAUGUGUUUAUAUCCUCAGCAUGCUGCAUCUCUAUACUUACAUGUUGUAUGUCUGUGUCAUCUGUGCAUCACAUCUGUGUGUUCUGUUCUCUGUAUGUCAUGUCUCUGUGAUCACGUCACUGCCUGUAUCUCAUCCCGGUCCCUGUCCCUAUCUGCAUCUCUGUCCCAUCUAUUUCUGUUCCCCUCUCUCUGAGUCUCACUCCCUCUCUGCCUCUGCAGCUGUCUCAUCUCUCUCUUUCGGGUCAAUCCAUCAGCCUGGGGGUCCCCAAACAUCCUUGGCCCACUGCCACCUUUUCAAAACAAGCACGUCGGCUGGAGAGAUGUCUUGCGGGGGGCAGGCGCUUGCCUGGCACUCGGCUGGGCCAGGUUUGAUCCCGAGCACUGCUUACGGCUCCCAGCCCCACCCGGAGUGAUCCCCGAGCACGGUUCCCUGAGAACCAUGAGCCCCUCCCCUCAAGAGAAAAAUUACUCAUCACCCCUUUGGAAAUCCGCCUGCUUUAGGGGAACGCAGCGUUGCACCAGAGACUCGUACCAACCCCCCCUCUGCCGUCCUGACACCCCCACGCCGCCGUCUCCCCCACUGUGGGAAUCACGGCGCUGACCCCAUUAGAAUUCGACCCAGAAUGACUCCUCCCCGGCCCCCGCCCGCCUCCGUGCGGAGCGUGGCGCGCCAGCCUAGCGCCGCGUGCGAGUGAUUGUCCCCUCGCGUGGGAGGGCGUGUGUGGGUUUCUCCCAAUUCUCGGCGUCUCUCGUCUCCAAUCCGCGGUGUAUUUUAUGAGGCUUCACCAAGCAUGAACCCUUAAUUACUAAGAGGCACUUAGAGACGAGCCCAUUUAAUUGCACGUCUGUAAUUGUUCCUCUCGCCAGCCGCAGCCCUUCUCUAAAUCACCGUUAUGGUUCUCCUGAGCCCCAGACAACGCGGCUUUCAGCACGUAAACCCCAGCUCCUGCCUCUCCCACGUUUGCAGGGGCGCGGGGACAAUUGGGGGAGGUAGGGAGUGGGGAGCACGGUGCUCUCUGGGCUCUGCCGUCCCCUGCGCCCCCCCCCCGAAGGCCAGGGCAUGCUGUGCUGCCGUGCCCGGUCAGCAACGUCGACAGACCCUCCCCGCAAUCCCACCUCUGCGCCUCCACUCUGGAAAAUCUCGUCAUGUGAGUGAAAGACCAAUCUGUCCGAUUAAGAGACUCAGAGCUGCGUUUCAGACACGCGGCGUGGCAGCCCUGACCCCCACCCCUCCACCUGCGGGGGAUGGGGGGGUCUCACGUUCCUGUCCUCCCCGCCCCAGCCUACCCCCGGGACAGGCACAGUUGUGCGUUGGGGGCUGCAGUUCCCGCCUCCUGCUGUGGCCGUUGGACCCUGGCUGGCGGGGGUCCUCGGCUGUAGCUCUCUGCUCUAGCCCUGAUACGCUCCACUCCCCCGCACCCCUGCCCCCUGCUGCUUGCUAUCUUUCUCCCCACGCCCCAGCUGCUUUUCUCCUCUGCUCCUCUUCUCUUCCCGGUACUCUGAGGUUGAGGGCGGCCCUCAGCAUCCCCCUUCACCGUGUCAAAUUUCCUGGUUCAUUUGCUCUAGACACUUCCCGUGCCUGUCUUCCCCCUCCCUCACCUCGCUCAACGCGGCAUUGCCCAGUUCCCAUCAGCCUGCAGCGAAGAGCCCCGGUUCCGCCGUGCCUUGCCGCUGCUGCAUAGUAUUCCACGGUGCCUGGACAUCACAGC
Messenger RNA from Sorex araneus (European shrew), 6003 nucleotides. RefSeq names its product patatin like phospholipase domain containing 4 (gene PNPLA4). The record is from RefSeq and is a predicted model, not a curated record. Gene Ontology annotation, biological process: lipid homeostasis; triglyceride catabolic process. The coding region runs from base 110 to 889 and encodes 259 amino acids. NCBI's taxonomy places the organism in Eukaryota, Metazoa, Chordata, Mammalia, Eulipotyphla, Soricidae. Gene Ontology annotation, molecular function: triacylglycerol lipase activity; retinyl-palmitate esterase activity. The transcript has 6 exons. Gene Ontology annotation, cellular component: cytoplasm; membrane; lipid droplet.